ACAGCGCCCCGCCCGCGGCAUGGCCCUGCGCUCCAGCCCCGCGGCGCUGCUGCUGGGCUUCGGCCUCCUCGGGCUGCGCGCCGGGGUCUCAGGUACUGACUCGGAGGAGCGGCUGGUAGAGCAUCUCCUGGAUCCUUCCCGGUACAACAAGCUCAUUCGUCCAGCCCCCAAUGGCUCGGAGCUGGUCACAGUACAGCUCAUGGUGUCCCUGGCCCAGCUCAUUAGUGUGCACGAGCGGGAGCAGAUCAUGACCACCAACGUCUGGCUGACCCAGGAAUGGGAGGACUAUCGGCUCACCUGGAAGCCUGAGGAGUUUGACAACAUGAAGAAAGUUCGGCUCCCUUCCAAACACAUCUGGCUCCCAGAUGUGGUUCUGUACAACAAUGCUGACGGCAUGUACGAGGUGUCCUUCUAUUCCAACGCCGUGGUCUCCUACGACGGCAGCAUCUUCUGGCUGCCGCCCGCCAUCUACAAGAGCGCGUGCAAGAUCGAAGUGAAGCACUUCCCGUUCGACCAGCAGAACUGCACCAUGAAGUUCCGCUCGUGGACCUACGACCGCACGGAGAUCGACCUGGUGCUCAAGAGUGACGUGGCCAGCCUGGACGACUUCACCCCCAGCGGCGAGUGGGAUAUCGUGGCGCUGCCCGGCCGGCGCAACGAGAACCCGGACGACUCCACGUACGUGGACAUCACGUACGACUUCAUCAUCCGCCGCAAGCCGCUCUUCUACACCAUCAACCUCAUCAUCCCCUGCGUGCUCAUCACCUCGCUGGCCAUCCUCGUCUUCUACCUGCCGUCCGACUGCGGCGAGAAGAUGACGCUGUGCAUCUCCGUGCUCCUGGCGCUCACCGUCUUCCUGCUGCUCAUCUCCAAGAUCGUGCCGCCCACCUCCCUGGACGUGCCGCUCGUCGGCAAGUACCUCAUGUUCACCAUGGUGCUCGUCACCUUCUCCAUCGUCACCAGCGUGUGCGUGCUCAACGUGCACCACCGCUCGCCCAGCACGCACACCAUGGCGCCCUGGGUCCGGCGCUGCUUCCUACACAAGCUGCCCACCGUCCUCUUCAUGAAGCGCCCGGACAGCAGCCCCUCGAGAACCCCCCAGCCCAGCCAGCCUCGCCUGACCCGGUCCGAGGCCGCCUCCGCCUCGGCUGCAGGCCCAGCCAGCACCCCCAGCCUCUAUGGGAGCUCCAUGUACUUUGUGAAUCCCGCCUCUGCAGCCCCCAAGUCCCCGGCCGGCUCUGGGUCCGGCUCCGACGUGGCGGGCACGGCCCAGGGUUUCCGGCUGAGGUCUUCCGGGAGGUUCCAGCAGGAUGUGCAGGACGCAUUAGAGGGCAUCAGCUUCAUUGCCCAGCACUUGAGGAGUGACGACCAAGACCAGAGUGUGAGUGAGGACUGGAAGUACGUUGCCAUGGUGAUCGACCGCCUGUUCCUUUGGAUCUUUGUCUUCGUUUGUGUUUUUGGCACCAUUGGCAUGUUCCUGCAGCCUCUCUUCCAGAACUACUCCACUGCUCCCUUUCUGCACGCAGACCACUCAGCACCCAGCUCCAAGUGAGGCCCUCCCGGCUCCGCGCCACUCCACCCCUUGCCCUCUGUACACAGUCAUUUUGCGGGGAGGAGGGACAAGUGAGCUACGGGGGCGGGGGAGGGGGUGCGCUGCCACAGACCCAGCCUCUCCGCCCCCCGCAGCCCCUCCCAGCCCCGCUGGUGAAUGACAGACAGCGCGCCCUGGAGGCUGGAGGCUGGACCCGCUGCCGUCCUGUCUUCUUACCGCAGUCGGGCGGGAGUGCUGCUGGUCGGGCAUGAAGGCUGAGAGAUGGGGCAUGGAGAUUGGGCCUUCCCCUCUGAGGGAAGUGUGAUGGGGAAGGGGCCAGGGGCAGAGUCCCAGGGCCCCUGCCUAGGUACACUGCUUCUGGGCUGGCAGGUCUGCCCAGGGGCUUACCUGGCGCUGUGGUCAGACCCCUGGGGGCCCUCCAGCCCAGCCCCGCAGCCCCUUGCUUCUAGGGGCUCCAGGGCCCAGCCCCAGGUCCCUGCACCCCUGGACUUCCCCCCACUUUCCUUCUUGCUCGGGCCGGGUGGGGCGGGCCAGGCUGGGCAUCGAACCCCUGCGUUGGGAGCCUUCCUUGGCUGCUUGGAACCACGUCCUCCAACUGUGCACAAAAUGCAAGCUCUUCGGCGGUCUCCCCACUUGAACUGACCGGUGUUUGGAGUCAGGAAAGUGAAGCUGUUAGCUCUGAGCAGACGCAGCCUUUCUGCACGCAGCAGAGGGGGCUGGGCAGGAGAGAGCACUGGCCCGGCCGCACCCCACAAGCAGACCUGAGCGGGGCGGAGGCAGAACCUCAUUGCCGUCAUCGGCUCCUCAGAAAGCACGGCCUUUGCCUCUGUCCUGUGGGCCUUGUGGAGGCUGUAUCCUGACCCUGCUCCCAGGGACCAGCUGGGGGCCACCUGGCCUCUUAGCCUAGGAAACAGACCUCUGAUGGACCUCCUGCCCCAACCCCUGCCAUGUGACUGGCUCUGAUUUGUGGUCCUGGCCUGUCCUCAGUGCCAGUGGGGGCCGGUCACAGACCGGUCAGGCUGCCCAGCGCGGCCGAAAGGCCGGCUGACACAGACCAUGCCGUCCUCGGGGGCCCAGCUGGACCCCUGCUUCUGCAGUGCUCACGGGUUGGGGGAGACGCACCGCGUCGGCCACGGGACCAGACGGUCUCAGUCUGGAUUCCGGUCCUGGCUCAUACCUGCUCGCUCAGCCACAGGGAGCAAGUCCCUUUGCCUUUCUGGGCCUCAGUGACCUCAUCUCUUGAAUGGGGACGGUAGCGAGGAGGAAGCAGCCCAGUCUGUACUUGGCGAAGACUUGGUGUGUGUGCAGGCCAGGAGCUGGGCAGAGCUGGGGGCGGUGGGCUCACCUGACUGUCCUGACAGCCUUCCUCGCACACCCCUCCUCUCCCUCUCUCUUCCUUGAGCAAACAGAGUCCCCUGAAGCAGGGUGGGAGUCUGGGGAGCCGGGGACUGGAGGAGUGCAGUCGAGGGGAACUUUCCAGGGGCCGCUCAGUGGGUCUGAUGGCUGUUGCUCUCUGGAGUGCCCUCAGCAAAGCAUCGUUCCGUUCCUGGGCUGAGCUCCUCCCGACGCAGGUGUGUGCUCAGGGCCUCUGGGUGGACCUCGUCCUGUCCUGGCUGUGGACACCCAGGUGGCCACUGGGCAAGAUGUGCCUCGGCGUGUUUCCCGGCCUGCCGGAGCGGGCUCGUGACCUCCCUUCUGAGUGGGUGGCUUGGCCCUGCGGAGACGCCCUGUCCUAGAGCAGCAAAUUAAGAGUUGCCUGUAUCAUGCCUGGACCUGCUGCGGAUCCCUAGCCCUGGGGAAGCCCCCAGGAGCCCGAAGAGCAACUGGAAAGGAGCCCUCCCUCUGCAGGAUGGGGUGCCGGCCCGAGGCCCUCGUUUCUGGCUCUCCCGGGCUCCUCACUGUGGCCUGGGCUACAUGGCUGGGCCUGCCCUUGCUUGGAGUACUCCUUCCAAGGGGCUGUUGUCCAAGUAAGUCACCAAAAAUGCUAGAGGGCUUUUAGGCCUGGAGAUUGCUGCCUGAAUGGGGACAAGCAUCGUCCCUUCUUUUACCUUGGUGUUGUCAGGGGAGCUCCCUGCCCCUUCCAUGGGGGGCCGUCUCUGGAGAGCGUCAGGUGCCCCGUUCAGUGCCCCCAGUCUGGAGAGGGCGGUGCAGACACUGGACCGAAGCCUGAGCAAGGUGGGUUUGGGAGGGGCUGCUGAGGAAGCAGGCGGGAUUGUCUCCAUCUGCAGGGCACCCUGCCCGACGAGCGGGCCUGCCCACUCUGCUUUUGACGGUUGGCGCUGCUGCAGGAGGAAAGCACUUUCUUGGUGGCGAGGCGUCUGAUACUGCAACAGCUGGACUGAGUCACCAAAAACUUGAAAGCAAACAAGACAAGGCAGCCUCCCAGCUGGCCUUCCCUGCAGAGGAAGGCUGUGCGUGCAGGAAGGGUGAGGGGCGGGGAGUGCUCUGGGCAGGAUCUGGGGGCACGACUCCUACUCCUCCCAGCCCCAGGCCUUUGUUCUGCAGGGAAGGGGCCCGUCCACUCGCUUGACUCAGCUGAGCCGUCCAAACGGCUGGGCCUCGAGGCGGGCUCGGGGAAAGCAAGGGGCCUCUCUGAUUCGCUCCCUGGCCAGAGUGCACUCGGCGCCAGCUCUCAGCCUCUUCGUCCGGUCCCUCAGCCCAGCAGGUGCCGGCUGUCAGCCAUCCAGGCCGGAGUGAGAAUUGGCAGCGUGUUUCCAUGUUUGUCCCAACAGGCCCGAGGGCCCAGCCUGAGUGUCACAUGGCUCCUGAGGGACUGUAGGUCUAGGAGUUGUAGCUAAGACGCCUCACCCACCCACCCUCAGAGCACCGCCCCCCCCCUCGGCCUUGGCCUCCCUUGUCUGUGCUUCUGGAAUAUUGGCACUGGUCUAGCCCGCUCCAGGCCAGACUCCUUAGGAACUCAAGAUUCUUGUAAAGAAAGUUGUUUCCAAACAUGUCUUGUCUCUGUGCUCUAUUUGGGGGCCAGGGUCGGCAAAUUUGGGAAACUGG
This is a messenger RNA of Leptonychotes weddellii (Weddell seal), 4558 nucleotides long. The record is from RefSeq and is a predicted model, not a curated record. Lineage: Eukaryota; Metazoa; Chordata; Mammalia; Carnivora; Phocidae.